This is a messenger RNA of Ustilago hordei, 2664 nucleotides long. RefSeq lists its product as uncharacterized. The record is from RefSeq and is a predicted model, not a curated record. Gene Ontology annotation, biological process: DNA integration. Gene Ontology annotation, molecular function: nucleic acid binding. The transcript has 2 exons. The coding region runs from base 1 to 2664 and encodes 887 amino acids. Lineage: Eukaryota; Fungi; Basidiomycota; Ustilaginomycetes; Ustilaginales; Ustilaginaceae.
AUGCCACCAAGAGUAGAUAGCGUAGCACUACUCGAACGCACCAUGCAGAUGAUCAGGGAAACUCACACCAACUGGGACGAAGACCAAGUCUUGGAGCGUGCCUUCUCGCUAAUAAACCUCCAACCCAACACCAACCAAGCAGAGAAGAUCCCCAAGUCAGUGCUCAGCAUCAUCUCGCAAAUCGUCAAGCUCAACGAGAACAACUGGGCCAUCUGGGAGCCGAUGUUCAUGGACUGCAUCCGCCCAAUCAAGAACGCCAAGCAGAUCCUCACUGAGGAGAUUCCCAGUGGCCAUACCGACUAUGAUGAGGAACUAGACAGCCACUUGCUGGGUCUCAUCUUGUCCUCCUGUGACCACGGACCCACCAGCCGUAUCAACACCUACACCGUGCGGGAGCAAGGUGAGGAGGAGCAGCUCGGCUCUACACUCUACAAGAAGCUCAAAGCCGCUCUCACAAUAAACGACGAAGUUAAGCUCUCCGCCAUUCACGACUGGGUACAUGAAGUCAAGCUAGCCCAGCGCAACAUUGCCAACCUUGGUAAGGAGCUCGAUCAAAUCUGGAAUGACGCAGCCAGGCUCGGUAGCCGCAUGGACGAAAAGCUCAAGAAGUCUACCCUGUACCGCUGCGUCAAAGACGACUGGCUCUACACCCAGACAGUAGACUCCCUCAAAGCUGCUCAACCUGGUUGCAGCUAUGAGUAUGCCUAUCAUGCACUAGCUAAGAAGCACCAAGAAGCCGAGCUCUCAGGUCGUAUCCGAGCCACGGCCAGAGCCACAAGCAAUAGAAGUUCAACAGGCCAAGCUGGCAAGCAUAGGCAGGUUCUUAACCAAGAGGGCUACAAUAGGGGCAGGCGCGACCCCGCAAACCCUAAUGAACCGGCCAAGUGCUAUAGCAAGAACCUAUUGUCCAUCCCAGUGCUGAUUGAAAAUGGUGCACGUGUGAUAUUUGAAGAGUCUGGAGCUACUAUCCUCCAGCAUGAUGGGAGCAUGGUCAAGAGCAAGACCAACUGGCACAAGAAGAGAUGGGAGGUUUACGGUGACUCCCUAGCAGCACAGCUCAAUGAUCCCCUAGAGGGCAUUGAUGCUACCACAACACCAGCAAAACCAGCGAGCCACAUGAUGAGCAAGCUAUGGCACGAACGAUUCGGUCAUCCUGGCAGGAACAAAACCAAGCAAAUCCAGGCCCACUACUUAGGAAAAGAAACACAGCUUGGACAUGACGCAAGGGAUUGCAACUGUUGCAGCCAAGCAAAGCAAACACGCGCAAGAAUGACAAGUAGCAAAACAGAGCGAGCCCAGGCACCCCUGGAGCUGGUACACAUUGACUUGAUGAUGGACCUGAAAGGCCAUCCCAACUACCACCAUGCACUGGUAGUUGUAGAUGACUCGUCAUCCUAUGUAUAUGUGAAACCACUCCUCAGCAAGGCCGAAGCAUUCCCCGCCCUAAAGGCAUGGAUCAAGGCAGCAGAGAUAGCAACGGACCACAUGCUAAAGUGCAUCUGCAGCGACAACGGAACAGAGUGGUCCAGCUUUGGAGCAGAAGAAUGGAAACGAGAAGCAGGGUUCAAGUGGCAGAAAACCACACCUUAUGUCAGUGCCCAGAAUGGGAGAGCAGAGCGCAUGAUCAGAUCCCUUCAAGAAAAGAUGCGUGCAAUGCUUGUCCAGAGAUCGGUACCAAAGGAGCUGUGGCCCUACGCCAUCAUGGCUGCAGGGCACACACUGAACUUGACACCCUCUACCGAAGCAAAUAGGAUUCCAUACGAGGACUUCCACCGCAAGUCUGCGCAUGGCUUGGCCAAGCAGCUGCGUGUCUUUGGCUGCCUUGCUUGGGUCCACCUCCCCAAGAAGGAUCAUACAGGAAAGCACGGCGUAAGAGCAAUCCCAGGAAUCAUGGUCGGCUACGAUGACGAGCACAAGGGCUGGAAAUUCUUUACCCCCGGCCACACCCCAUCUAUAUGGUGGAGCAACUCAGCCACAUUCCAUGAAGCCAAAGGUUGGCAUGAUCGCCCCAGUGUGCAGAGCCCACUGCAGUUCGGCUUCGAGAGCCUCGAAGCAGAAGAUACUAGACCCGAGACAGAUAGCGACAAGCCCGAAUUGGAGGUGGAAGUACUCGACAUGGAGGACCCACUUCCCAAAAUACACACUGCACUGCACGCCGACCCUAUAGAUGACAACAGGUCGGAGCUCGAUGUUGAAGAGAUAAUUGGAGAAGCACACACAGCCACCCUGAACCUCACACCGACCUUAAAGGAAGCACUUGCCAGCGAUGAUGCACAACAAUGGCAGGAAGCCAUACGCAAGGAGCUGGACGGACUUGAGGCAAUGGGAACAUGGGAGAUUGUGGAUGUUCCACCAAACACUAGACUUGUCGACUCCAAAAUAGUCCUUCGGCUCAAAUUGGAUGCCGAUGGCAUACCAGUCCGGCACAAAGCGAGACUCGUCGCACGGGGCUUCACACAGCGGGAGGGUAUCGACUUCGAAGAAACCUUUGCGCCUGUGGCACCGCUCAGCGCAAUAAGAGCCCUGUUAUCUUUGGCAGUGGAGCGCAACUGGGAAGUCCAUCAGCUUGACAUCACAAUGGCUUACCUCAACUCCACGCUCAACCAUGUGAUCUACAUGAAACCACCAGAAGGUGCCAAAGUGCCGAAAGGGAAAGCCUACUGA